GACCGGAAAGGAGGCGGGGCCGUGGCGGCGCGCGCCCCCGGAACGUGCGCACCGCAGGCGGCGCGGAUCGCUGGGAGCGGGUCCGCCUCCUGACCGGGAGCCGGGCUAAGCGUGUAGCGCCAGGGCUCGCGGGAGACGGUCGCGAUGAACACGGUGCUGUCACGGGCGAACUCGCUGUUCGCCUUCUCGCUGAGCGUGAUGGCGGCGCUCACCUUCGGCUGCUUCAUCACCACCGCCUUCAAAGACAGGAGCGUCCCGGUGCGGCUACACGUCUCGCGGAUCAUGCUAAAAAAUGUGGAAGACUUCACUGGACCUAGAGAAAGAAGUGAUCUGGGAUUCAUUACAUUUGAUAUAACUGCUGAUCUUGAGAAUAUAUUUGAUUGGAAUGUGAAGCAGUUAUUUCUUUAUUUAUCAGCUGAAUAUUCAACAAAAAAUAAUGCUCUGAACCAGGUUGUCCUCUGGGACAAGAUUGUUCUGCGAGGUGAUAACCCGAAGCUGCUGUUGAAAGAUAUGAAAACAAAGUAUUUUUUCUUUGAUGAUGGAAAUGGUCUCAAGGGAAACAGGAAUGUCACUUUGACCCUAUCUUGGAAUGUUGUACCAAAUGCUGGAAUUCUACCUCUUGUGACAGGAUCAGGACAUGUGUCUGUUCCAUUUCCAGAUACAUAUGAAAUAACGAAGAGUUAUUAAAUUAUUCUGAAUUUGAAACAAAAUAUUUUUAUACUUAAUGAAUUGUGUCUCAUUUGUCUCUUCCCUUGCAUCUUCAUUUGUUUUCAUUUGUUUUUGCUUGUUACUUUUUCUUCUUCUUUUUUUUUUUUCUUGGUGUAAGAACUAACAUCAAAAGGCAUAUUUGAAGAAAAAGGUUAGUGCGCUACUUAAACCAAAUUUUCCAAACAAAGCCACUAAGAGUGGAGCAUUAUGAGACUAAGGCAACUACAUAAUAACUAUAUGUUAAAAAAAAAAAGUUGGACUAUUCCCUCUAUUUCCAUUAUUAUUUAUGGGAAUUUAUGGAAAUUAAAGUGAGCAUGAAGGGUGGUUAAACUUCCAGGUGCCUGUAGAGUCAUAAGAACUCUGUUUUAUGCCUUGCGUUCAUGCAAGUUCACAUUGGAUGUGAUUUAGAAGUAGACAUUUUCUUUCUGUCUCUUAGAUUACUGAAAGAAUUAAUAUGGUUAUUUGUUAGAAGCCUGGUUUACAAAAAAAAGCCAAAAGUAAUGGAAUUUUAUUCCACUUGUCUUUAGAAUGCCCAUGACACUUGUUUUUCUUACAGGUGACUAGUAAUUUUUUUCACUUAAAGACUAAAUACCUCUUUAUAUUUAGCUAUAAAACAUUCUAACUCAUUUUAAAUCUCUUAGGUUAACCAAAUGUGUGUCUUUCAGUGCUUUCUCUAAAAACAUUCCAUUGUAUUAUAUCUGUAUAAUUUUUUUUUAGCAUUGCCAUUGAAAGUUGAAAAUGUUUGCAUGGUUUACCCUCAGAGUUUAAGUUUGUUCUAGUGAGCAUGCCUAGUGCCACUAAGUGCUAGUUAUUUACACUUUUUUUUAGGUCCACACUUUAAUAACUGUUGGGGUAAUAAUAAUUACCAGUAUUUGUGGUGUGCUUUUCUAUUUACAAAGCACUCGUGUAUUUUCUUGUAUUCUAUCCUCAGUCAAAUGAGAUAAGUAGUACAAGUGUUAGCUUUUUGCAGAUGAAGAAAGUGAAACCCAGAAGUUUAUUGAGUUUCUACAAGGUUAUAUAGCUAGCAAAAAAAUGGGAGUUAAAACUUGAACCAGAUAUUCUGAUUCUAUAAGCUUACCUUUUUAUAAUACCUCAGAAUACAGACUAGUAAAAUUUCACUUUUAAUUUCCAUAGUAUGCUUGGUUAUCCUGAAGCUUCCAAUAACUCAUAUAAUAGGGAUAUCUUAUUUAUUUCUCUGCGUAAAUUCACUUUACAUACAUAAAAUGUAUGAGAAAAAUCUGAAUGUAAUUAAAAUAAUUUAGAAAUUAAACACAAUACAUUCUUGAAUAUAUAAUCAUAUUUAACUUUUUUUUUUUUUGCAGUGGACAAAGAAAUAUACUUAAAGGUAGCAACUUCAAAUCAGUUACCCUCAAGAGCAAAACUAAAUACUAUGGUUACACUGUUAGUAGUAACCAAAAGGGCUAAUAUUUUCUAAGAAUAGUUUAAAUUAAUUGCUAGCAAUUGUUCCAUUUAUCUCAUAUGAAAAUCAUCACUAUUUAAUUAUAUUAAUUUUAAUAGUUAUUAUAUGUAAUUGUAUAGUUCAUAUAAAAGCAUGUAGAUAAGACUUUUUCAAACUAGCAGGAAAGUCAAAGAAUAUCAUGGCUACCAGCCUUUUUAUUAAGCUUUUUAGGGUCUUAGUUUUUUUUAAUCUGUAAAUUGGCAGAAUUGAACUAGUUAACUUAAGUGGUGGUCCUUUUACUAUACACCUAUAAAAUUUGUUUUAGCUGUUUGGCAAAGAGAUGGAACAGGAAAAGCACCUUGGUAAUGGGAGGUCAGGAAGAUAUUCAUACUGGUCAAACUUUAUAUUAGAUUUUACACUAGAAAGUUUAUUUGAUACAGAUACAUAGGCAUGGAAACUCAAAAUCUGCAGGUGUCAGUGCUUAUAAAUUGGGUUUGUUCUCGGAGUUUGGUGAGAAAAAAAGAGAGGCCCAACUAGUACAAUGUGGAUGAAGUUUUGUUUUUAUCUAACGGAAACUACUCAGGACAGUGUUCCAACAUGAAAGAAGGAACCUGUGUCUCAGGAACUCAUUUUUGAGUUUGCACAGCUUUAUUAGUUCAUCUAAUUCUACAUUCAAAAAAAUAAAGUUGUGUUCAGUUUGGUACCCAUUUUCUUUGGUCUUGACAUUUUAAAGGUAGCUCAUAAAGUCUGUACAAAGACACAAUGCUUCAGAAUUCUGAAAAUCUUAAGUGUGAUUAGAAAAGUGGACACAGAGAUGAUUGUGAGAAAAGCAACUGCAAGACACUUACUUGAAGUAAUUACAGUUAGGAUGAAUUAAUUUUAAAAUCUUGGGUUCAUUAUACCUUUUUCUCUGGCAGUUUGACCUAGAAUAAAUGACAUUACCAGUGUUUUUAUAUUCCCCUAAUUGAUUAUAAUUUUGUGCUUAAAAAGAACAUAACAAAAAGCUUCAGAAAUUCUUAAUAUAAGAGGACAGUGUUCUAUUUUAAAUUUCUUUUCUUGAAAUCACAGCUCUUUGGUGGGUCUAAUCAGCAAAUUAAUAGCUGUAAGAGAUGAGCUUUAAAGUGAUAAUGAACUUCUUUUCUUUUUCUUGCUAUUUUCUGUCUAAAGCUAGAAAUCUAAAGCUUUGAGUCUUUGAGAUAUAGGCUAACAUAACAGAGGUAUUUUGUAAUGGUUUGAAUUGGCCUGAAAUGGGUUUGUGGGGGUGGAACAUAAGCUGGGAACUUUGGUAAUAAGCACCUUCAUAAGAAAUUCAUGAAAAUACUGAAUAUACAUUUGAGGAUUUUCUUAAUUGCAAUAAAAACUCAGCCUUUUUUCUAAUGAAAGUGAAUUUUGUUUACAAGUAAAAGUAUGCAUUUUAAAAGACUUUCAGAUUUAUGCUUUUAUGUGAAGAAGUUACUGGAAAAAACCAAGUAUUGUCAACUGAACAGUUUUAUUUUUUUCUAGUGGGAGUGGGUGGUGGGAGGUGAACUGCGCCUAAAAUACCUUCUCCAGAGACUGUAUGCUCCUGUUCUAGACUGUAAGCUCUGUGAGGGCAGUCUGUCAGAUUUUCCUUUGUUUAUUCCCUAGCACCUAGCUGGUGCCUCACACAUGAUGGGCACCCAAUAAAUAUUGAUGAUGAAUGGA
Messenger RNA from Oryctolagus cuniculus (rabbit), 3790 nucleotides. It is a transcript of the gene SPCS3, whose product is annotated as signal peptidase complex subunit 3. Gene Ontology annotation, cellular component: membrane; signal peptidase complex. The record is from RefSeq and is a predicted model, not a curated record. NCBI's taxonomy places the organism in Eukaryota, Metazoa, Chordata, Mammalia, Lagomorpha, Leporidae. Gene Ontology annotation, biological process: protein targeting to ER.